Phyllopteryx taeniolatus (common seadragon) is the source of this 4922-nucleotide messenger RNA. RefSeq names its product desmoglein-2.1-like. Gene Ontology annotation, cellular component: plasma membrane; desmosome. The record is from RefSeq and is a predicted model, not a curated record. The transcript has 14 exons. Gene Ontology annotation, molecular function: calcium ion binding. Gene Ontology annotation, biological process: homophilic cell-cell adhesion. NCBI's taxonomy places the organism in Eukaryota, Metazoa, Chordata, Actinopteri, Syngnathiformes, Syngnathidae. Bases 16 to 3618 code for a protein of 1200 amino acids.
AUUUUACUGGGCGACAUGAAUAUCAUGACCUUAUUAUCGCUUGUGGUUGACGGGAGCAGGGUUGGGCGCGCCCGUGUGUGCGCAGACAGCUUGACUUUUUUUGUUCACUACGGCCUCAACUUUCCGUUGGACGCCCGACAGCUCCAGACCGCUGCCACGGCGCACGGUGAUGAUGUGCUGUCCAGACAAAAAAGGCACUGGGUCCCGCCGCCGAAACCUCUCAAGGAAAACACGAACUACGCCAAUGAAGAAUAUGUGGCCAAAAUCCACUCGGACUUCGAUGAUGGCAUGGGUAACCUGGCGUACUCCCUGGAGGGCGUGGGUGCCAACCAGUACCCCUUCCACCUGUUUGUGGUGAACCCCAAAACGGGAUACAUUAAGCUGACCAAAAUGCUCGACAGGGAGGAGAUCAGCGUGUACAAUCUGUCGGGCGUGGCGACCUACACGGACGGCCGGCAGGCGGAGAAAAACAUCGACAUCCGCUUCCGGGUGGUGGACGAGAACGACAACUCUCCGAUCUUUGACGUGAUCCCGGCCGGCUCGGUGUACGAGCGCAGCGCCGUAGGGACGUCUGUCAUGAAGAUCACAGCGACGGACGCCGACGAGCCCGGAAAUCCCAACUCGCAGAUCGCGUACAGCCUGGUCGCUCAAGAACCGGAGGACGACAUGUUCUACAUGGAGAGCGACGGCACCGUCUACGUCAAAAGGAUCAACUUGGACAGAGAGAAAUCAGAGCAGUACACGCUUACGGUAAAAGGUCAGGACCUCAACGGCGCGCCGGGCGGGAACAGCGCCACCGGCACCGCGGUCGUGGAACUACACGAUGUCAACGACAACCUCCCCACCCUGGAACACAGCACGUACGAGGGCAGCAUUGUGGAGAACACGCAGGGCGUGGAGGUCUUGCGGAUCAAAGCUGAAGACUUGGACCUGAAGGACUCGGAAAACUGGCAAAGUGUCUUUAAGAUCGUCAAGGGCAACGAGGCGCAGUACUUCAGCAUGAUCACCGACUCCAAGACCAACGAGGGCGUCCUCAUGCUCAAUAAGGCUGUGGAUUAUGAGGAUGUGAAGAACCUGGACCUGGGUAUCGCCGUGCUGAACCUGGCUCCACCUUUUGACUCAUCCGCUGCACCCACAGCAAACAUAGGUUUUGGUGAUGGAGGAGGAGGAGGUGAAGGAGGAGGAGGAGGAGGUGGAGGAGGAGGAGGAGGAGGAGGAGGAAGCAGCAGCACGAGUUGGUUCGAAGGUUUCAGCAGCGGCAUGACGAGUACGUCUGGAGGAGUGAGUUGGAAAGGCACCACGUACAAAACCUAUCCCAUCAAAAUCAACGUCAAGAACCAGCGUGAGGGUCCGCAUUUUGACCCCAAAGUCAAAGUGAUCACUAUGUCGGAGGGAGGCAGCUCCACCUUCGACAAGAACAUCAUCAUCACUCGGUACGCCGCGCUGGACGGCGACACCGGGAAACCGGCCGAGAACGUCAGGUACAUUAAAGGUUUGGAUCCUGACAACUGGCUCACCAUCGACCCGAAGACCGCCGAUAUCAGACUGAACAAGAUGCCCGACCGAGAGUCCACUUUGUUGGUGAAUGGGACCUACUACGCGAAAGUACUCUGCAUUUCUGAAGAUGCACCAUCGAGCACCGCCACCGGGACAGUGGCCAUCCAGGUGGAAGACUUCAACGACCACUGUCCCACCCUGACCAGCACCCUCCAGACUCUGUGCAUUCCCGACGAUACCGUCAUCGUCACCGCUGUCGACGAAGAUGACUUCCCCAAUGGUGCUCCUUUCACCUUUGAAAUCAUCCCAGAGGGCACGAAGGGAAAAUGGCAGGUGGAGCAUCUCAAUGAUACUGCAGCCAUCCUGAGGGCUCAGAACUCCUUAUGGCCUGGUCGCCACGAGGUGGAAUUAUUGGUGAAGGACGAGCAGGGGGUGGCGUGCCCGGAGCCGCAGAAGGUGCCGGUCCAGGUGUGCACUUGCGAGGACGGAGUGAGUUGCGGAAGCCGAGGCGGAAGAGGUCAGCCCAACAAGAGCUCCGCGUUAGGACCCGCGGGCAUCGGACUGCUGCUACUGGGUCUGCUGCUGCUACUACUCUUCCUUCUCCUGUUGCUCUUCUGCCAAUGCGGUGCAGCUGCAUGCCCACCAGGAAACUUUACCGAGCUGCCUUUUGACACCAAAUCGCACCUCAUUAAUUAUCGCACCGAGGGCCAAGGAGAGAACGCGGUGGUGCCGCUCAUGACCGUGCCGACGCAAGUGGACACUGUGGACGUCUCGAAAAAUGACCCUGCGAUUUUCACCUCCAUGGAUACGAUGAACAUGAACGGCUUUCAGGAGGACUUUUCGGGUAUCAAAAGAGAUACCACGAUAGGAAUGAGGAAUAAUCGAAGGUUUCACUGGGAGUUCCAAAGAAAGUCAGGAGCGGCUUACGACGACAUCGGUCUGCCACAACAUAUCCUCGCACAGUACUACGCUCAGAGGAUGAGCAGCGGAGGAGAGGACCUGGCAGUGAAGGACGCGCUCUUGGUGUACGACAAUGAGGGCCAAGGCUCCUUGGCCGGCUCAGUGGGCUGCUGCAGCCUCCUGGAGAAUGACAACGACCUGCAGUUCCUCGACAACCUCGGCCCCAAGUUCAAGACCCUGGCGGAGGUGUGCGGUGGCAAGAAGAUCCAGUCAGACGUCCCUCCGCCGCCCAUAAAGGUCGUGAUUGAACCGAUGCCUGAACUGCCCAUGCCCAAGCUGCCACCAGUUGUCCCCAAAGUUGACCAGACUGUGACUGAGGUGGUAAAGGAAAAUACGACUACGCGGAAACAAGGGAGGACCACAGUGAUCGAAGGGGUGGAAAACCCAAGCCAAAUGUUCCUGCUCCAGCAGCAGCAGCCAGUAUACUACACUGCCGCCGCCCCUAUGUUGCAGCCCAUGCAGUACGUGGUCCAGCCACAAGUCCAGAACACCAUGCUCCUGGCUGAGGCCCCAGCUACAAACCUCCAGGGCAUGAUGAUGACGGCUCCGCAAGGCAUGCUAGUGCAAGGACAAACGGUGGUGUCCAGCAGACAAGGCCAGGCCCCUGGUGUGGUGCUGGUUUCAGGUACCCAAGGAUCACCUACACAAGGCAUGAUAGUCCAAGGACAGACGAUGCUAUCCGGAGGACAAGCCCAGGGCCCUGGCCUGGUGUUGGUUACUGGUAACCGGGGGUCAUCUACACAAGGCACGCUAGUCCAAGGAAAGGUGGUUUCCAGGAAACAAGCCCAAGGUCCUGGCCUGAUGCUGGUGACUGGCACGCAAGCAGGAAUGUUACCAAGUGUGACACUUCAGGGAAAAUCCUCAGUAGCCAGCGGACAAGUCCAAGUCCCCCAGAGUGGUACUGACAACCUGAUCAAUGCUGGGACCCUCUCAAGCUCCCAGACCAUAAUAGAGAGCAACGUCCCUGCGGGGAAAGUGCUGAGGACGAGCCAAACUUCCAUCAAACAAGGCGGCAUCCGACUCCCAGACCUCGGCUUGCCCCAGAUGAGCAACAUCCCUGGAGUUCAGAGCACAGCAAUGACGUCAUCCAGCACCGGUGUGAGCAGAGUCCCGACAUACCGCAAGGUGGUGGUACAAGAAGAGAAGCUCACUGAACUGUGACACGGGGCAAAUGACUCUUGAAAGCAACUUCCGUCAAGGCACUUCCUCGAGUAUUUUGUUACCGUUUCGGUUUUAUGGGUGGUGGAUGUUCUGCAGCAGCCUUGCUUCGGAGCGAAGUUACAUGUAGCUGCACGUUCAUGCUAUACGACUCCUAUCUGACAUACACGUUACGCUGGUUCUUGACCAGCCUCAGUAGAAGGUGGAGACCCUAGCGGACACUCCAUGGAGAUCCCACAGUAGGUUUGACCAGAAAUGGACACCACAGCGCUCAUGUUCCAGUAUGUUCUUCUGGGGUUCCCCCCAAAGUCAGCUAAGUGCUCAAGUAUCUCCUUGAUGGAUAUGUUGACUUCACCUUCAUGUAUCUGUGAGGAACCAACAAAUAAGACUCUUCGUUAGCACUCAUAACCAACCUAAUCAACUGUCUAUGCUUUUGGUUUUGCCAACUUUAUUUUUGUGGACUUUCUGGACAAAAGUGUUGCAACACCUGACCAUUACAUCGACAGGAAGUCUGCUGCUUUGCUGGGGAGACUUAAAGGAGACAUAUUACGCAUUUUCUUUCCAAAUGUAACAGUUCCCAUCUGUCUUAAUAACACAACUCCGACAUGCCUUUGCCAAAAUACCCCCCAAAUCAAGUACUACAGGUCACUUACCACCCUAUUUUUUGUCCUGCUGAACUUAGCCUGUUUUGAGGGGGCGGCCCUGAAUCAUGCAUGUGAGCCACUGCUCGCCCCAGUUACCAUCCAUCCAUUUUUCGUUCCGCUUCUCCUCACAAGGGUCGCGGGCGUGCUGCAGCCUCCCCCAGCAUUCUUCGGGCGAGAUGGCGGGAUACGCCCUGAACUUGUUGCCAGCCAAUCGCAGGGCACAUAGAAAAAAACCAUUACAACUAAAUACGGCUGAAUCGAAAAAAAGAACACCACCCCCACAGAAAAAGAUAUUUUCCCUGGUGGAGGCAGCACUUGCAUUCUUCUAAGUGGCUUAUGCAGCGGAGACAUCGCCAACCACAAAUACAACGUCCAUGUGGGGUAUUUUGUAUUCAGGGUUUGGUCUUUCUAGAAUCUGAAGACUGUAAAUAUUCUGCUGACAGGUGAGCAAACUUGGCUAUGGAUGUACAGUAUACAUGGAUGUAAGGAUACUUGCGAAUGUGUAUUGCACGCACCAGGGUAGGAUCAUUGUAUGUUUUUUUUGUAUGUCAGGAGACGGUUUUGAUGGAUUAUUUUUUGGGGGUAACAGCAGUUCUUCUUUCUGAAUGAUUUGAAGAUGUUUUUUUUAUGGCUAAAUAAAAAGACGAGGCGGCGCGAUUCAAA